CACAGGCUGGGAUAAGGGUGUCACCUUCGUGGGAGCACAGAGUGCCGGCAGUUGCCCGAGGAAGCACAGCAGCAGUUAUCCGCAGGUGUUCCACGGAGCAGCCAUGUCCACCCUUUACCCGUCUCUGGAGGACCUGAAGGUGGACCAAGUCAUCCAGGCCCAAGCCAGGAUGUCAGUCCCACCAGGCCCAGUGGCAGCCACCUCCCCACCUCCAGUUUUGUACCCAAACCUGGCAGAACUGGAGAAUUACAUGGGCCUUUCCCUCUCCAGCCAAGAGGUCCAGCAGAGCCUGUCUCAGACUGUGGCCGUCUCGGGCUCUUGGGCAGGCCACGUGGUGGCACCUGUGUCAGGGAACAACCUGGGUGUGCAACGUGCAGAGAUCAAGCCUGGGGUGCGGGAGAUCCAACUGUGCAAGGAUGAGCGCGGCAAGACAGGGGUGCGGCUGCGCGCCAUCGACAAGGGGAUUUUUGUGCAGUUGGUUCAGGCCAACACCCCUGCAUCCCUCGUGGGAUUGCGCUUCGGGGACCAGAUCCUGCAGAUCAACGGAGAGGAUUGUGCUGGGUGGAGUACAGACAAAGUGCACCGUGUGAUGAAGAAGGCCUCAGCUGAAAAGAUCGUCAUGAUUGUUCGGGACAGGCCAUUCCAGCGGACUGUGACCACACACAAGGACAGCAUGGGCCAAGUGGGCUUCUUCAUCAAGAAGGGCAAGGUCACCUCCAUAGUCAAAGGGAGUUCUGCGGCCCGCAAUGGGCUCCUGAUCAACCACUACGUGUGCGAGAUCAACGGGCAGAAUGUCAUUGGACUCAAGGACAAAGAUAUCACAAAGAUUUUGGCCACAGCUGGAAACGUCAUUACCCUGACUAUCAUCCCAGCUGUCAUCUACGAGCACAUGAUCAAAAAGUUGUCCCCCAGCCUGCUUCACCACACCAUGGACCACUCCAUCCCAGAUGUCUGAAGCUGCAAGGUCUCUGGCCUGCCUACCAUCCUGCCCUGGCUUGGCAGUUCGCAGCUGGCCUCUGCCCACCGUGGGGGCUGGGUAGGUGGUGUGGCGUUCCAGGUGGGUGGAUGUCAGAUCAGGGGGGAUCUUUUCCCUUGAGCACACAGCCCUCCUGGGAGGCUGAGGCACUUAGCUGGGCUGAGGCACAGUUUUCUGAGCUGGUUUAAAUGCGGGGCAUGUAGGUGGCCAGCUCCACACUUUGCAAGAUUUUGCCUGUACUAGGAGUACUUCCAUGUCCUGACAGAACUCUUGGGGAGAGUUGUUGUUUUGCCCUUACACGAUCUUCCACAUUGACUGUGUGCAGCUGUAAUCGUUCACUGUCUUAUGAAUAAAGAUUUGAUUUCAAACAGUC
Ochotona princeps (American pika) is the source of this 1349-nucleotide messenger RNA. RefSeq names its product syndecan binding protein 2 (gene SDCBP2). Gene Ontology annotation, molecular function: protein binding. The coding region runs from base 104 to 955 and encodes 283 amino acids. The transcript has 9 exons. NCBI's taxonomy places the organism in Eukaryota, Metazoa, Chordata, Mammalia, Lagomorpha, Ochotonidae. Gene Ontology annotation, cellular component: cytoplasm; plasma membrane. The record is from RefSeq and is a predicted model, not a curated record.